Molecule: messenger RNA, 616 nt
Organism: Mollisia scopiformis
Lineage: Eukaryota; Fungi; Ascomycota; Leotiomycetes; Helotiales; Mollisiaceae
Exons: 1
Coding region: 196-513 (105 amino acids)
Source: RefSeq, a predicted model, not a curated record
ACGCCGCAGCCCUGAAUUGAGGUAUUUAGCCAUCAAUUGAUUCAUUCGCCAAUUUGAUAUCAAAAUCGUCCCUUUUAAUUGUCCUACCUGGUCUUCCCAAUCGGCUUGCCGGGUCAUUUCUCGUCUUAGGUCGGUUGAUUGGCCGCCACGUUUCUAGUACGCUCGUAUCCGUGACUUGGUACUUCGUACAUCAUCAUGAUCUAUUUUUGCCGUUAUCAGUCUUUCCUAUGCUGUAUUUUGAUGUUUAUUUGCAAGUCCCCAACUGAUACGGACUCUGACAUCAAAUUUUCUUUAUUUGACCUGCGGCUCUACAUUUUCGUAUUGUUGAGGACCUUGCUAAACGCAUUGAAUAUUGUUAUGUUGUGUUACAUCAUAAGCACUUGUCUGCAUGUGCCUCUGCAGGUACGAGUUGACCGCCCCUACCUCCCAGGAAUUCGCCAGUACUUUGCCCUUCACCUCCAGCUACAACCAAGCUUCGCUCCUGCCCUGUCAAUGUCUUUCUCACUAGCUUGAAGUCUAAAGUUAGUCAAAGUUCUCAGCAGACAGAAUCGUAAGUGAAUGUUGGGUCCGGUGACGGACAUGACAUGAUACGACGUUGAGUGCUAAGUAUAAGUAC